AUGACAAACAAGAGAAUCGAAACUCUAAAAGAUGUGGUGGAUAAGCCAAGCCUCCACGAGGCAGACCACAUAAUUCUUUUCAAUCUUAUCUUCCAGAUCUGCAUGGCUCUUGCAGUGCUUUCUGUAUUUAUUGUGUGCCGCAAGAAGCUGCCCUGGAUAUAUGCCACAAAUCCAAAGAGAUGCAAGCAGCACCCAGCUGCGAAGUACAGCGGAUACUUCAACUGGAUAGUUCCUAUUUUCACCAUCCCAGACACAGUGCUCUUUGAGCUUAUAGGCUUUGACGCUUUUCUCUUCAUUGAGACGCUAAAGCUUCUUGGCAUUAUUUUCCUGUUUCUCUCAAUUGUCCUUAUGCCAGGCCUUGGGGCGUACUACUACUUUUUUGCAAAAAGCAAGCACCCACUGCAGUUUAUCACAAAGGUUUCACUGCUCUCCCUGCCAACAAAUCCGCGCUAUGCAAACUGCCUCAUCCCAUGCAUUUCCAUUUGGCUCAUAACUAUGAUAAUUAUCUACUUCAUGUACACGUUUUAUCGGAAGUAUGUUAUUCUUCGGCAGCUGCAUAUAAGAAGCAGGGUCUUCUCUAGAUCCACCAUGUCGAUCAAAAGGUACCUGAACGAGAUAAGCUCCCUAGGCGCAGCAAUCAGCGAGAUAAACAUAAGCUCGCAGACCGUUUUCAUUAACAACCUCCCUGCAAGCAUCCAGCAUAAGGCAGACCUGAUUAGAUACAUGAAAGUGCUUGGUGUGGAGGCAGAGCCCAUAAACGCGCACGUGGUGACAGACACAAAGGCCCUGGAGAAUCUCAUAAACAAGAAAAAGAAUGCCAUUCUGCUUCUUGAGGAAGAGCUGCAGAGGUUCUUAAUAGGCCUGAAUAUUGCAUCUUUGAGCACGGAGUUCUUCGUGCAAAACCUUCGCAACUACGACAGGUCCUUAGACCUCAUUUCCAACGCCAUUACAUGGCACAAGAAAAAUGUGUCAAAAAAAGAGUUUAUGGAGAGCGAGAUGCACACUCUUAUGGAAAAUGCCCUCAGCGGGAAGUUUUUCGAUAUUUUAGAGAAAGUGCAGAGGAGAAAGAUAAAUCUCAAAAUAUACGAAUAUGUGGAGCAUAUUAAGAUCCUCACAGAAAAGAUAGAUGAAGAGAGAAGGAAGAGCAUGAAGCAAAGCACAGAGGUAUCUAGCGAGCAGACAGAUUCUACGACAGAGCUGCACGACACAUACAACUUCUACAUGAAUGGCUCUAUUUUUAUCACGGUUAUGUCUCUCUUCUAUAUAAGGGACGCAUACAACAACUUUAUCAAAAGCAUUCCCAGAAAUACACACUGCGGCUUUGUGACGUUUAAAAACUCCUCGGAUGCAAGCUCGCUAAGAAUGAUUCUCAUUGGGUCGGGAGCAUUCAGCUGCCAUGCAUCAGAGGCCCCUCCUGCCGAUCAGGUCAUCUGGUCGGUCCUCGUAGAGCCGCAGAUCCACAGGGUUAUAAGAAAGCUUGUUGGCACCAUCCUGACCAUUGUUUUUGUCAGCGUGUUUAUUGUCAUUGUCUUCUUUGUUUCCACCCUUAUUAAUAUCUCAACGCUCUAUGCAGUGGUGCGGAUGAUUAACCCGCAGCUGAAUGCCAUCACAGGGACCUCAAAGUUCCGGAAGACCUUCCAGGGUAUUAUUGUGCCAACCGUGUAUGCGCAGUUUCUAUCCCUUGCGCCAAUCAUUCUGAAGUGGAUCUGCCUCUUUGAAGGAAGCAUCUCGCACAUAGAGUUCCAAAAGAGCUUUGGAAGGAGGUACUCAAUGUUUCUUUUUUUCAAUGGAUUUCUUGUAAUUAUAUUUGGGUCAACAAUAGCAAACCUUUUGAACAGCGCAAAUGUGAGUUUUAACAUCGUCAACCUGGUUUCCACCCCAAUAGUUUCCUCCUCAAUCUUUUUCCUUAACUUGCUCAUCCACAAGACCUUUGGAAGCCUUGCCUUUGAGCUUCUCGACAUUUCUGCCCUCAUACAGUGGGUAAUCACGUACAUUCUGGGGGGCGUGCACACAUGCAGAGAGAAAACCCUGCAGUUUGACUCCAAGCCGAUUAACUUUGGCAUGCUCUACCCCCAGGUCUUCCUGCUCUUUCCAAUGGUUCUGAUAUACUCCAUCAUCUGCCCGCUUUUCAUGGCCCUGGGGUGCCUCUACUUCUUUGGAGCCUUCUUUGUGUUUAAGUAUCUUUUUAUAUACUCGCAUGCAAGCACCCUGGAGAGUGGCGGCGAGCACUGGCCCUCCCUGUUUGAGAAUAUCUUCUACUCCCUGACUGUGUUCCAGCUCCUCACGCUCAUAUACUUUGUCUCGCAGAAGCAGUACAUUUCCAUUGCCAUAAUACUCCCGCUCAUCAUUGUGACAGUCGGGAUAUGGCAGGGAUUCACAGGCCUUAUAAAGAAAAACUGCUACUACCUGCCGAAAAACGAGUCUGAGUUCAAGGAGAGCCAGCAGCUAAUACAGGAGCUCUUCCAGGCCAGAAAAAAGGCUAUUCUUAACUGGAAGGAGUCCUCCGCAGUAGAGAAGGACACAUACUGUCUUUUUAAAGAGAAGGUGCUCGAGGACGGAGAGAUCCCGUACGUCUACAAAGACCUUUCCUUUCUCCCAUCUGCGUCCUUAGUCAUCUUGCCAAAGUGGUUUAUUAUUACUCUUAUGUAUUUAAAGGAGAACGGAGACCCUGCUGUUUUUAAUCUGUCACCUACAUGGACGCAGCGGCUCGUUGGGUGA
Molecule: messenger RNA, 2718 nt
Organism: Nematocida ausubeli
Lineage: Eukaryota; Fungi; Microsporidia
Exons: 1
Coding region: 1-2718 (905 amino acids)
Cellular component (GO): plasma membrane
Molecular function (GO): calcium-activated cation channel activity
Source: RefSeq, a predicted model, not a curated record